Molecule: messenger RNA, 2141 nt
Organism: Gossypium raimondii (Peruvian cotton)
Lineage: Eukaryota; Viridiplantae; Streptophyta; Magnoliopsida; Malvales; Malvaceae
Product: probable indole-3-acetic acid-amido synthetase GH3.1
Exons: 3
Coding region: 93-1889 (598 amino acids)
Cellular component (GO): cytoplasm
Molecular function (GO): acid-amino acid ligase activity
Source: RefSeq, a predicted model, not a curated record
GACCUAGUUCAUUAUUCAUAGCGUCCUCUCCCUCCACCCUCCCUCUUUUUCUUUCUCUCUAUCAUUUUGAAGCUUUACUUAACCCAUUAAAAAUGGCGGUUGAUUCUCCUCUCUCAUCUCAGCUGGGUCCACCAGCAUGCGAGAGAGAUGCCAAAGCUUUGCACUUCAUAGAGGAAACCACUAGCCAUGCCGAUUCAGUUCAAGACAGAGUCCUGACCGAAAUCUUAACCCGAAACUCCCAGACUGAGUACCUUACAAGGUUCAAACUCAACGGUGCAACAGACCGUGAAACGUUCAAGUCCAAACUUCCGAUCAUUACAUACGAGGACCUUCAGCCUGAAAUCCACCGUAUUGCUAAUGGUGACCGCUCUGCCAUUUUGUCUGCCCACCCCAUCUCCGAAUUUCUCACCAGCUCCGGGACUUCAGCUGGUGAGAGAAAAUUGAUGCCAACAAUUAAGGAAGAGCUAGAUCGUCGCCGGUUGCUCUACAGUUUACUCAUGCCCGUAAUGAAUCUUUAUGUGCCGGGAUUGGAGAGAGGCAAGGGACUUUACUUCCUAUUCGUGAAGUCUGAAACUAGGACCCCAGGUGGUCUCUUGGCUCGCCCUGUGUUGACCAGUUACUACAAGAGUGACCAUUUCAAGACACGACCCUAUGACCCUUACAAUGUUUACACCAGCCCCAACGAAGCCAUCCUAUGUCCCGAUUCUUUCCAAAGCAUGUACGCCCAGAUGCUUUGCGGUCUCCUCCAACGCCAACAAGUCCUUCGAGUGGGCGCAGUGUUCGCCUCAGGUUUACUCCGCGCAAUCAGGUUCCUUCAGCUGAAUUGGCCUCAACUCACCCAGGAUAUCGAAAUAGGUGCCUUGAACCCUAAACUCACUGACCCUUCACUAAGGGAAUACAUGGAUAAGAUCCUAAAACCGAACCCUGAACUCGCUGAGUGUGUUCGCCAUGAAUGUUCGAAAGACAACUGGGAAGGAAUCAUUGCUAGAAUUUGGCAAAACACCAAGUACCUCGACGUUAUAGUUACUGGUGCUAUGGCACAGUAUAUUCCAACGCUGGAUUAUUACAGUGGUGGGUUACCUUUAGCUUGCACUAUGUACGCUUCGUCCGAAUGUUAUUUUGGUUUGAACCUUAACCCCAUGUGUAAACCAUCACAAGUUUCUUAUACCAUCAUGCCAAACAUGGCAUACUUCGAGUUCUUACCCCACGAGCCUGACUCAUUUGGUUUCCCUCGUGACUCACCUCCUAAAGUCGUUGACCUUGUUGAUGUGGAAGUUGGGAAAGAAUACGAGCUUGUAAUCACAACCUAUGCAGGGUUGUACAGAUACCGAGUCGGUGACAUCCUCCGAGUCACUGGAUUCCACAACUCAGCCCCGCAAUUCCAUUUUGUGAGGAGGAAGAACGUGUUGCUCAGCAUUGACUCGGACAAAACCGAUGAGGCGGAGUUACAAAAGGCAGUUGAAAAUGCUUCCCGACUCUUGCGUGAGUUCAACACCAGCGUCGUUGAAUACACGAGUUACGCGGACACAAGGACAAUCCCCGGUCACUACGUGAUAUACUGGGAAUUGUUAGGGAAAGACUCAGCUAACUCGCCUACUGAUGAGGUCCUGAAACAGUGCUGCUUAGCAAUGGAGGAGUCUCUCAACUCAGUGUACCGACAAGGCCGAGUUGCGGAUAACUCAAUAGGUCCACUGGAAAUCCGAGUGGUAAAAAACGGCACAUUCGAAGAGUUAAUGGAUUACGCAAUAUCAAGAGGGGCAUCCAUCAACCAAUACAAGGUUCCAAGGUGUGUUAACUUCACUCCAAUCAUGGAGUUGCUCGAUUCUAGGGUGGUAUCUUCGCAUUUUAGCCCAGCGUCGCCACUUUGGACCCCAGAAAGAAGGAGAUGAUUUAUUCACUGAUAGGUUGAUGGUUUUAAGUUUUAACUUAAUAUAAUUAGUAGGUUCACUUAGUUUUCGUCUUUAUAGAUAGUUUUUUGUUGGAGGUAAAAAGUGUAAGUUGGAUAAGGACGUUGCAGAGGUGAGGUUUGCAUACUGGAUGCCAAGGAUGUAAGCUGAAACUGAUGUCUGUCAGGCUGUCCCACUGAAAUGUUUCUUUCAUCAUGUAAUGAGGAUUUAACAGAUGAGGUUUUUGUUUUGUGA